AACACAAACACAGUGUGUAUAAGUCGACUAUAAAACUGUAUCGACUGGGCUGGUGGUGCAGCCAGUGUUUAAGGCAAUACACACACACACUGUAAGGGCUGUCCAAUAUAAGCAGCGUCUGCCAGUGCAUCGGUCUGACUGUACAUUGAAUGUCUAUGAAUAAGCGCUGUUAUGAUACAUAAAUGAGUAUACAAUACAUUAUAUGCUAUUUGUAUGGUUAUUGUGUGUAAUGCUAUUGAGUGUGUGUUGUGUAGUGUUGUGUAUAUAUGUUGUAUGGUUUGAGCCAUUCAUUCAUAUAUAGAAAAAUGGCCGCAAAUGAAGAUGAACUUCAUUACAUUGAAGUUUUCCAGAACUGCUUCAAUAAGAUCGCCCACAAACAGACAGACAAAACUCGUGGCGAUUCCAUGCCUUAUGUGAUGCCUUACGGGUCUUCUGGUGACUCCCACACUCACGAUGACGUACUCUUGCAAAUGGGUCAAUCCGUGCAACCGCCUCCACAUCCCGGCCAGUCGGGUGUACCCGUUGGAGUACAGUCACAUUAUCACCAGUUAGGCGGCGACCAUCAUAUGCACCAUCACAUGGCACCGCCGCCAUCAACCGGCCCUAAUGGCACUCAAAAUCAAUCCAAUGCUUCGGACACACAAUAUUUUCCACCGUUUUGUGAUACACAAAGAGGCACACUGUAUGGUUCGGACGCCUCGAGCUAUUACUUAGAUUCGGGUGACUGGAAUGGACAGUCAAAUUAUCAUGCGUUCGGACCGCCGCAGCCACAAACGCCACAACCAGUUCAGGCAUCGCCCGUCUCAGUGUCGUCCGUGACCAGUGGAGGGGUGGGUGCAGUUCCCACUCAGGCAUAUCUUCACGACAACAUAUUUGAAAACAGUCCAAUUUUAUCAAGUCUUCCUCCAAUGUCCUCAUUUCGCGCUCAAACUGGUCCACAGGUAGCGCACCCGACAGUCUCACCCUCAUCAGUGUUUGUGUCACCGAUAGCAACGGGAACCACCACUUCAAGUGGAUCACCGAGUCUUACCACUCAAUCCGAAUCGGGUGAGGCUAUCGGCAAAGCAUUGGCUAGCAUUUACUCAAGCGGUUCGGGCGUCGCCAAUACUGACCACACGCCCAGCAGCUAUUCCGGUUCGGCCUCAUCGACACCCGUAUCCUCGCCGCAGACAUGGCCUACAAGAUUGUCUACGACAACCACUACUUCAUUUGCCAAUACAACUGAUGCAACUGACGCUCAUUUGCACACUUUGCAAUCGGCCCAAAUUGAUGACCAGUUUGAAGAUGCCAUUCAUUUGCUGAGCAAUCACACAGAGCACUCGAGAGGUGUAAUGGGUGAACGUCUUGACGAUGCCAUUGAUAUAUUACGCAAUCACGCGGAAGGACCGCCUAAUUAUCUCACUUCAAAUUUAACUCAUCUUGAGAGCCAUGUGCCAAGUACUUCAAGUCUGGAGGCAGACAGAACCGGAGUAAAUGCCUCUAACAUUAAUGCCAGUCAAUUGAGAUGCGAUUCUGCACCGCCUCCGGGUACCACAAUCGGCAAGAAGUCUAAGACAUCUAAUGCCAACGGCAGUAACAGCACAAACAGUCACGGAAAGGGUAGCAAAAGAUCCCGAUCUCGAUAUCCGACUAAUAGCAGUUCUGCCGACGAGGACGACGCCCCGCCGGAGAUCAAAGUUGAACGCGAAAAAGAGCGAAGACAGGCCAACAAUGCUAGGGAACGAAUUCGUGUGCGAGAUAUCAAUGAAGCGUUCAAAGAGUUGGGACGAAUGGUUGUCAUACACCUUAAGUGCGACAAAGCGCAGACCAAACUCAAUAUCCUUCAUCAAGCCGUCGAUGUUAUCACUAGUUUAGAGCAACAAGUUAGAGAACGAAAUUUGAAUCCAAAGACUGCAUGUCUUAAGAGGCGAGAAGAAGAAAAAUCCGAAGAGGCCAGCGGUGUGAGCGUCGGUGGUGUCGGAGCGCCAAAGUUUGUCCAUCACAUGACACCACCCAACUGCACGCCUAAUCAAACUAAUCUAAACUAAUAAUAAUAAUAAUAUAUAUAUAUAUA
Oppia nitens is the source of this 2053-nucleotide messenger RNA. It is a transcript of the gene da, whose product is annotated as transcription factor 12-like. Gene Ontology annotation, biological process: regulation of transcription by RNA polymerase II. Lineage: Eukaryota; Metazoa; Arthropoda; Arachnida; Sarcoptiformes; Oppiidae. Gene Ontology annotation, molecular function: protein dimerization activity; DNA-binding transcription factor activity, RNA polymerase II-specific; RNA polymerase II cis-regulatory region sequence-specific DNA binding. The transcript has 9 exons. Gene Ontology annotation, cellular component: transcription regulator complex. Bases 267 to 2027 code for a protein of 586 amino acids. The record is from RefSeq and is a predicted model, not a curated record.